GCCUAAAGCCGGGAGCAGGAGGGAAGGGGGGAGAGAGGAGGAGACUGGGCCUUCCGUUAGUCAGGGGCGGGGCCUAGAGGGGCUCCUCCAAUAGCCUGAGCAGGUCUCAGGGCCGAGGGGAGGAGGGUCCAACGGAGGCCCCGCCCCCUGGAGUUGGAGUAGAGUCUUGAGCAUUUCUACUCUUCCCCUUCUGGACCCCUCCUCACUGGUUGGAUCACCAGGCUGAGCAGUGGCCACCAUAUCCUGCUUCCAAGGAUCUGGGACCAUGGCACCCUGCCAUGCCAGGCUUCCACUGUGCCUCUUCCUCCUAGGAGCUGCCCUUGCCCUCUCAGGAGCCCUCACCUGCAACCGGGGUGUACUGAUACGGAUUGGAAAAAACCCCACGAAAUUCCUGGCGAACUGGACAGAACUAUUUAAGGAAGAAUGUAAAGAAGAGGACCUGUGUCAGGACACUAUUCUGAUCUUCGAGACAGAACUGCAGGGCAUUAUCAUAGCCACCAAAGGCUGCUUCCUCGAGAGUGUGCAGGAGCCCACAGUUGUCAAGUACACGCAGCCCCCUGGUGUGUCUGCUACUUCCUACACGCACUUCUGCUCCACCGACUACUGUAACAAUUAUACAGACCCAACGCCACUGACGGAGCCCCCGAGAGGGGCAGUCAGCCCCCACCAAGAGGGCCUCAUGUGCCCCACCUGUGUCUCUCUGGGGCCCUGUGUCCCUGGCUCACCGGUCAUGCACUGCCCCAAGCUCACCCUCUCCUGUUACAGCGGGACCAUCAUGAUCAAGGGAGGAGGCAUCUGGACCCCUGUGGACCUGGAGGGCUGCAUGGGCGAGAUCGAAUGCCGAGUGCUUAACAAAACCCACACUCUUGGGCCCCUUGAAUUGACAGAACUGUGUGACAGGAGCAGCUUGUUUGAGGACUUUAGGAUGGACUGUGGCAGCUGUGUCCUCCCUGCCUUUGUGUGGGCUCUGGGCCUGGGCUCCCUGCUAAUCCUGUAGCCUAGAGGGGAGGGGAAGGGUGCGAUGAACCUGACUUGUGCCGAAUGCCCUAAAUAAAGUCUGCUUCUGCCUCCUCU
Messenger RNA from Trichosurus vulpecula (common brushtail), 1074 nucleotides. It is a transcript of the gene TEX101, whose product is annotated as testis expressed 101. The record is from RefSeq and is a predicted model, not a curated record. The transcript has 6 exons. Bases 266 to 997 code for a protein of 243 amino acids. Gene Ontology annotation, cellular component: plasma membrane raft; plasma membrane. NCBI's taxonomy places the organism in Eukaryota, Metazoa, Chordata, Mammalia, Diprotodontia, Phalangeridae.